AUGACACGCCAAGUUUUCUUGCUGGGAUUUGCUUUAGUUCUUUUGGCUUCUUCAUUCGCUUCGGCUGCAAUCGUAGAGCAUUCGUUUCAUGUGGAAAAUCUUACUGUCAACCGACUGUGCAACACACGAGUGAUUACUGCAGUAAACGGAAGUCUUCCAGGCCCGACUCUUCGUGUAAGAGAGGGCGAUACGCUUGUCAUCCACGUUUUUAACCUCUCUCCCUACAACCUCACUAUUCAUUGGCAUGGAGUUUUUCAGUUACUCAGCGGGUGGGCUGACGGACCCGAAUUUGUGACCCAGUGUCCAAUCCGGCCCAGACACAGUUACACGUACAGGUUUAAUAUUACAAAGCAAGAAGGGACUCUCUGGUGGCAUGCACACGUUCAAUGGCUCCGGGCCACGGUUUAUGGAGCUUUAAUUAUCCGACCCAGAGAAGGCCGGUCAUAUCCAUUUCCAAAGCCACACAAGGAAGUCCCAAUUCUCCUUGGAGAAUGGUGGAAUGCUAACGUUAUUGAUGUGGAGAAUGAAGCUCUAGCCUCCGGCAAUGCACCCAAUAUAUCAGAUGCGUACACAAUCAAUGGCCAGCCUGGGGAUCUUUACCCAUGCUCUUCAAAUAAGACAUUUCGGCUAAAUGUGGUACACGGAAAAACAUAUCUUUUACGAAUCAUUAACGCUGCACUCAAUAAUCAACUAUUUUUCAAGAUAGCCGAUCACAAAAUGACUGUGGUUGCAGUCGAUGCCUUGUACACGAACCCCUACGUCACUGACGUCGUGGUAACUGGUCCUGGACAAACCACCGAUGUCCUCUUCAAAGCCGAUCAACCACCGGGGUUGUACUAUAUGGCAGCAAAUCCUUAUGCCAGUGCAGCAGGUGUUCAAUUUGAUAACACUACAACGACAGGGAUUAUAGUCUACAAUGGUGCUACCCAAUCCACCCCUAAAAUGCCUGUCCUACCAGCAUUUAAUGACACACCCACAGCCCACAAAUUUUUUAGCAAUCUAACUGGGCUUCUUACUGGGCCUUUUUGGGCCCACGUACCACGAGACGUUGACGAACACAUGUUUAUAACUGUUGGGCUGGGCUUGGUUGCAUGUGGAGGUCCAGGGAACGCAUCCUGCCCAGGCCCACUUGGGCAAAGAUUUGCUGCUAGCAUGAAUAACGCAUCAUUCCAACUUCCCAAUAAAUCGUCGAUGUUGGAGGCAUUUUUCAACGACGUUGGUGGAGUUUAUACCACUGAUUUUCCUGAUAAUCCACCAUUGAGUUUUGAUUACACAAACCCCAAUAACAGCUUGAAUCAAGCAAUCAUAAUGACUACAAAAUCAACGAAAGUGAAGAAAGUCAAAUAUAAUGCGACGAUAGAGAUUGUGAUGCAGAAUACAGCUUUAAUUGGGAUCGAAAAUCAUCCUAUACACUUGCAUGGAUUCAACUUCUACGUUUUGGCUCAAGGAUUUGGCAACUUCAAUAGGACUCGAGACAGCAGAAAAUUCAACUUUGUAAACCCACAAAAGCGUAAUACCAUUGGUGUGCCGGUUGGAGGAUGGGCCGUGGUUAGAUUUCGAGCAAAUAAUCCAGGUGUAUGGUUGAUGCAUUGUCACUUGGACGUGCACUUGCCUUGGGGUCUUGCUACUGCUUUCGUCGUGGAGAAUGGACCAACACCGUCGACAACCUUGCCUCCACCUCCCCCAGAUCUUCCUAAAUGUUAA
Molecule: messenger RNA, 1704 nt
Organism: Fraxinus pennsylvanica
Lineage: Eukaryota; Viridiplantae; Streptophyta; Magnoliopsida; Lamiales; Oleaceae
Source: the annotation of a GenBank genome assembly